This is a messenger RNA of Jaculus jaculus (lesser Egyptian jerboa), 2106 nucleotides long. It is a transcript of the gene Asic4, whose product is annotated as acid sensing ion channel subunit family member 4. Gene Ontology annotation, biological process: sodium ion transmembrane transport. Gene Ontology annotation, cellular component: membrane. The transcript is spliced from 10 exons. The record is from RefSeq and is a predicted model, not a curated record. Bases 214 to 1833 code for a protein of 539 amino acids. Lineage: Eukaryota; Metazoa; Chordata; Mammalia; Rodentia; Dipodidae. Gene Ontology annotation, molecular function: ligand-gated sodium channel activity.
GCAGCGGCGGCAGAGGCAGCACCAGGGCUGCGGAGCUGCUGGGAGUGGGAGUGACGCCCCCACCUCGGGCCCCCACCCUGUCCCCGUCCUCCUCCCGACUGCCCUGAGUUUAGAGGAGCAGCCGCUGCCACCACCAACCACUCCGGAGGGCGACAGGGCUUCUGGCCAGAGAGGGGCAGGGAGGCACUGGCCAGUCCCAGCAGCUGGGGACAGAUGCCGAUCGAGAUUGUGUGCAAAAUCAAAUUUGCUGAGGAGGAUGCAAAACCUAAGGAGAAGGAGGCAGGGGAUGAGCAGAGCCUCCUGGGGGCUGCUCCCGGGGCAGCAGCCCCUCGGGACCUGGCCACCUUUGCCAGUACCAGCACUCUGCACGGGCUGGGUCGGGCCUGUGGUCCAGGCCCCCGUGGACUGCGUAGGACCCUGUGGGCACUGGCCCUAUUCACCUCGCUAGCUGCCUUCCUGUACCAGGCAGCUGGCCUGGCCAGGGGCUACCUGAGCCGGCCUCAUCUGCUGGCCAUGGACCCUGCUGCCCCGGCCCCCGUGUCAGGCUUCCCGGCCGUCACCCUGUGCAACAUCAACCGCUUCCGGCAUUCGGCACUCAGCGAUGCUGACAUCUUCCACCUGGCCAACCUGACAGGGCUGCCCCCCAAAGACCGGGACGGCCACCGGGCUGCUGGCCUGCGCUACCCAGAGCCUGACAUGGUAGACAUCCUGAACCGCACUGGCCACCAGCUUGCCGACAUGCUCAAGAGCUGCAACUUCAGUGGGCAUCGCUGCUCUGCCAGCAACUUCUCCGUGGUCUAUACUCGCUAUGGGAAAUGUUACACCUUCAACGCAGACCCUCAGAGCUCCCUGCCCAGUCGGGCCGGGGGCAUGGGCAGUGGCCUGGAGAUCAUGCUGGACAUCCAACAGGAGGAAUACCUGCCCAUCUGGAGGGAGACAAAUGAGACUUCAUUCGAGGCAGGCAUCCGGGUGCAGAUCCACAGCCAGGAGGAACCUCCCUACAUCCACCAGCUGGGCUUUGGCGUGUCCCCGGGCUUCCAGACCUUUGUGUCCUGCCAGGAACAGCGGCUGACGUAUCUGCCCCAGCCUUGGGGCAACUGCCGGGCAGAGACUGAGCACAGGGGGCCUGAGCUUCAAGGCUACUCGGCCUACAGCGUGUCUGCCUGCCGGCUGCGCUGUGAAAAGGAGGCUGUGCUGCAGCGCUGCCACUGCCGGAUGGUGCACAUGCCAGGCAAUGAGACCAUCUGUCCACCAAAUAUCUACAUUGAAUGUGCCGACCACAUACUGGACUCCCUGGGUGGAGGCUCUGAGGGCCCAUGCUUCUGCCCUACGCCCUGCAACCUGACCCGCUACGGCAAAGAGAUCUCCAUGGUUAGGAUUCCCAACAAGGGCUCAGCCCGGUACCUGGCGAGAAAGUACAACCGCAACGAGACCUACAUACGGGAGAACUUUCUGGUCCUGGAUGUCUUUUUCGAGGCGCUAACUUCUGAAGCUGUGGAGCAGCGGGCAGCCUACGGCCUGUCGGCGCUGCUGGGGGACCUCGGGGGACAGAUGGGCCUGUUCAUCGGGGCCAGUAUCCUCACCUUGCUGGAGAUCCUUGACUACAUCUAUGAGGUGUCCUGGGAUCGACUAAAGAGGGUGUGGCGGCGGCCCAAGACUCCACUGCGGGCAUCCACCGGGGGCAUCUCCACUCUGGGGCUGCAGGAGCUGAAGGAGCAGAGUCCCUGUCCAAGCCGGGGCCGCGCUGAGGUUGGGGGUGCUAGCAACCUGCUCCCCAACCACCACCAUCCCCACGGUCCUCCAGGAGGCCUCUUUGAAGACUUUGCUUGCUAGGAUGGUGCUGGGUGGGAAAGGACCCAGGAAGUCUGGGACUCCGUCCAUCUGCUCUGAAGGCCUGGGGCAUCUGGGGACUGCGGAAAGGGUGAAGCCAGGCCUGGAGUCCUGCUCUCCCCCACCAGGCUCAGCUAGCUGCCUUGCACAAGGGUCCUUGUCCAUACUUCCCAACCCCAGGCUGGUGGUGUCCAGGAAGGACUGGAGACCAGACGAGAGGGCCCGAGUAGACAGACAGGAAGAGAGGGAGAUGAGCCCUGGCAGGGUAGGACCCUC